Anguilla anguilla (European eel) is the source of this 3312-nucleotide messenger RNA. It is a transcript of the gene ch25hl3, whose product is annotated as cholesterol 25-hydroxylase like 3. Gene Ontology annotation, molecular function: steroid hydroxylase activity; C-4 methylsterol oxidase activity; iron ion binding. The record is from RefSeq and is a predicted model, not a curated record. The transcript has 2 exons. NCBI's taxonomy places the organism in Eukaryota, Metazoa, Chordata, Actinopteri, Anguilliformes, Anguillidae. Gene Ontology annotation, biological process: sterol biosynthetic process; cholesterol metabolic process. The coding region runs from base 1146 to 1970 and encodes 274 amino acids.
UAGAAGGUCCCGUGGGGUUGCUGCACUAGGGACAAAAAGCAUGGAAUCCCUAUCUUAUGCACCAGGUGCACCCCACUACAAACAGGCUAUAGCUCCCCACAGCGCACUUCACCUAGAGGACUAAUACACUGGUCAAAUCCACUCCACUACAACUAGGCUUUUGUUCCACACAGCACACGUAAAAUAGACGGCCGAGAAGUACACUAGUCAAAUACAGUUCACUCGCCUUUAAACACUUUUACAUGCCUACAAAGCAAAAAGGUAUAGAACAUGAUUCCUUACAAUUAGCCCCCUUAGAGUUCCUCUCCACUGAACCUCCCCACUCCGCCCUACUUCAAACGUAAACACUAUACACAAAAGGACUAGGACAGAAAAUGAAACAAGGCUAUCCACAAUAAUAAACACUAAACACAGAGUAAUAGAACUUAAAAACUAAACUCGCCCGGCUGGCGAGACCCUCCCCCGGAGUCUGCGUUUUUGGCACCGUCCGACUCCCCGGGGCAAGCGUUCUUUGAGGUCGGCAGUGCGGACAGCACGCGGCAGCGGGCCGAGCGCUGAUACACAAAACUGGAGAACCGGAAAGGGCGCAUACACUCCUAAAUGCCCAGCCCGUGCUACCUAAAGGAGGCUACUAACCUCCCCUCCUGGCGCUGGAACAGCUCCCCUGUCUGACUGUCAAUUCCUCCCAUCAAUCUACCCAAGCAGUCCACCACCCACAAUUGCGCUCCCAGUUCCGCCUCUCACAUGUGUGCCCACUUGCCGUCAAUUCACACCACAGUACUACCUUCGUUUGAAAUCAAUACUCUUCACAAACCAGAAUCAUUUCAAAUUACGGGAAACACAGUAGCCAAUCUCGCCUACGCAAGGCAUAGUCAGGAACUGGAAUGCGUCCGAAUUUUUUUCCUUUCAUUAAAAAGUAGGUCUCGGGGCGGAAAGCACCAGAACAAAAAAAACAAGGAGUUCUGUCAACGAGGAUUGCGCUCAAUAACUGGGAGCAACAUGACAGUGCUUCAACAUUCACGUCGUGAAAAUGAAAAUAGACAAGUGCGCGCGAUUCACUGAGCGAUGCUAGUCGCAGCGGAGGAAUAAACCUUCACGCCAAAAAGAAAAGUUUCGCGAACUUCAGCUGGAUAUUAACUGAUGCCAUGUAUUUUAGUCAAUUGCGUGUCAUGAACAAUACAUGUGGAUUAUCGCAUCAACACGGCGGGCUCCUGCUCCAGCCGGUCUGGGACUAUUUUCUUCAUCGCAGAGAGUGGCUCUUGUCACCUUACCUUGCCGCGGGUGUCGCUUUCUUCAGCCACUUACUUAUAUGCGCACCUUUCCUGGCGUUGGACGUCGUGCGCUGCCGCUGGUUGGCACUAAACCGUUACAAGAUCUCCGGCAACAGCGAGUUAGCCAUAUGCGUGCGUCUUUGGUUUAACUCUGUCCUAAGGAUAUUUUGGAACUACCUGAUCUGCAUCCUUCCAGCAACGGUUAUUCUGCAUCGACUUCGAAGUUCGAAGAUGCCUGCCCUGGCUCCAACCUGCUGGCAGGCGCUGUGGCAGAUAGCUUCGAGCUUAUUCCUGUUCGACGCUCUGUUCUACUUCUGGCACGUCGUGAUGCAUAGGGUUCCUUGGCUAUACCGGCGCGUGCACCAAGCGCAUCACCAGAACCCGGACGUGUUUGCGCUGACUGCCCAAGACGCCAGCGCAGUCGAGCUGCUGUGCCUCCAAACGAUCGCCCUGUGCAGCGCCACGCUGGUCGGCUGCCACCCUCUAAGCGAGAUUACCUUCCACCUGCUCAACAUGUGGCUGGCCGCGGAGGACCACUGCGGAUACGACCUACCCUGGGCCCUCCACAAGAUCCUGCCGUUCUUCGGCGGGGCUCCCUUCCAUCAGUUGCACCACCGGAAGUUCCGCGGAAAUUACGCUCCCUACUUCAAGCACUGGGACCGGUUGUUCGGCACCGAGUUGACAGAGGAAACGCCGUGAAAACAGAAUGAAUGUAAUAUUAUUAUUAUUAUUAUUAUUAUUAUUAUUAACAACAAAAACAACAGCGGUUGGACCCAUGAUCUUGCAGACAUAAGCCGCGUUUCCACCGCAGGAACUUUACCCCAGAACUAGGAACCUUUUGAGGAACUCAGUGCGUUUCCACCGCAGGAACUAGGUGGACUAGUUCCUGGGACUAAAAGUUCCGGGUAAUUUUGGUGGAAACGCGGCUAUAGUAAUGUUGUUCACAGCCACAAGGACAAUUACUGAUAUAAAGAAGUAGAGUAUAGUGCAUUUAUCUACAGCUUUUUAUCUCAUGAUCUCAAAUGACUUUACAGAGAGUAAAGAAAUCUGCAGACAAUGUGUCAUCCACUGACAAGGUUGCCCGCUUGGUGUUAGAGCCAGAUUGGGAUUUUUAAAAUCUGGCCACUGGAAUCCUUCGUAGUCUCUGGGACAGGCAGCAUGGGAUCUUCAGUCAACACAGAGUUAUAAGAACUCCCAAUAAGUUUGAUAUCCCAUCAGAAAGCCGCUAAUUCCUGGCGCACAGCAUCAGCUCGCUACGUCUUCCAGCAGAACUUUGGCUUUCCCGGGAGUCCUCCUGUCCAAGUGCCAGGACCCCAUCUCCAAACCCGUUAGCAAGCUACAGCACCACAUACGUGGAUCUAUGUCAUCGAUGUAUAGCUAUGUUAGAGUAUUGGGUGUGGACAUAUUUAACAGACUGGCAGGUGAGGUGGCUCUUGGUUGGUGACAGAUAAACUGAAAUUACUGCCUUUGUGUGAAUGAGAGACAACCUGGUUUUCGUUCUUAAAUCUUACAAUUGUGAGGAUGUGGCAAUGAAGGCAAAGCAAGAUUUUUUGGAAUAUUGCAGACCUCAGUGCAGUAAGUGUGUUCAGUUUGGUUUGCAACAGGUUCUGAAUAAUUUAAGUAGGUUGGGUUACAUGUUAUGACUAGAUUACUGGCUUGAAGCCAGCAGGUAGCUGUGAUUACAUUUGUAAGGGGAAGCUGCUUGGCAUACCACGGCGACAGAAAAAAACCACGAGCGGUGUACUUGCAUUGAUGUGACGUGCCAACAGUAGGCCUAAAUGUUCUUUUGGGGUUUUAAUUAAGCGAUAUGCAUGUUAAUGACAUUUAUUUUGGUUUUCGUGAAUGGGAUGUGUUCAUUUAAGUUUUUAAAAUUCAUUUAAACAUAAAAAAUGUUUUUAAAGGAUUUUCCACACGGCACACCUGACCUUGCCUGAUGGCACACCAGAGCGCCGCGGCACAGCGGUUGGGAAACGCUGCUCUAUGGAGUCAUUUAGGGUCACGACCAUGGGUGGCUCACACAGUUUUAAAUGCGCUCUAUAAA